Dibothriocephalus latus is the source of this 519-nucleotide messenger RNA. The record is from the annotation of a GenBank genome assembly. NCBI's taxonomy places the organism in Eukaryota, Metazoa, Platyhelminthes, Cestoda, Diphyllobothriidea, Diphyllobothriidae.
AUGGCCCUCGGUGAAAAUGUCAUUCGUUUUUGGGAUAUAUCGAAGUCGGACAAUUAUACGCUAACUCCCAGCCUGCCGGCCACUGCCGACCAACAGAAUUCCGUUCGAAUUACCCGGAUCGCAUUCUGCCCGAAAUUUAAACUGCUUGCUGCUGGUUUAACUAAUGGUCAAAUCGCAAUCUGGCGGAAGGUUUCAACUCCAAAGCAUCCCAAAACCACACCACUGGAUGCGGAACAACGUAGCCUCUCUUCCACUGCCGGCUCUCUUACCGCUGAGACUGGUUCUGCUGUCUUUGAACCUGCAUCACACUGGCAUGCUCAACCCAUCAUUGAUCUGCUAAGUAAUCACGCCGACGAAAACCUGCGCGAGAGUGGCAACAUCGCUGUUCGGCUGAUUGCCUGGGAUAAUGUUGAGGGCAGAGUGCUUGCCGCCUACGAUACGGCCGAGAAUACAGAUGAAGCUUGUGUGGGUGAGUGGUUUUCAGCUUUACGUUUUGACUUAAACGCACGAAGUAUAUGA